Didymella exigua CBS 183.55 is the source of this 1011-nucleotide messenger RNA. Its product is annotated as phosphoglycerate mutase-like protein. Gene Ontology annotation, biological process: positive regulation of DNA repair; negative regulation of programmed cell death; regulation of pentose-phosphate shunt. Bases 1 to 1011 code for a protein of 336 amino acids. The transcript has 3 exons. Gene Ontology annotation, cellular component: cytosol. Lineage: Eukaryota; Fungi; Ascomycota; Dothideomycetes; Pleosporales; Didymellaceae. The record is from RefSeq and is a predicted model, not a curated record. Gene Ontology annotation, molecular function: fructose-2,6-bisphosphate 2-phosphatase activity.
AUGGCGCAAUCGAUGAGUUUAUAUCUGGUUCGGCAUGGAGAGACGGUUGACAAUGUUGCUCAACUCUACGCCGGCAGCAGGGAUUCUGCACUUACCAACCAUGGUUAUCAGCAGGCGACGCGUCUCGGGUUACACUUCAUGGCGCUCGGCCUGACCUUCACGCACCUAUUUUCGUCCCAUCUGCAGCGCGCAGCCAAGACCGCCGGUCUGAUCAGAGAGGCCCAGCUUUCACAGGAGCACGACGUCGAAGCCCUGCGAGAUACGCCGGAGGUCACACAAUUGCGCGUUCUGAUGGAGCAAGAUUUCGGGGACUUGGAGGGCAAGAAGUGGACAGACAUCCAGGCAGAGUUGCAGAACAAGCCAGGCUUUGUUGCUGUUGAGACGAAAGAGGCUAUGGGCCGACGUGCAGACACCUUCUUAGACGAACACCUGCUGCCAUUGCUCGGUGAAACGACUGGCAGCGGUCAUGUUACAGUCGCCAUUGUGUCUCACGGCAUCUUUCUCUCUACGCUCUGGAAGCGAAUGCUCCGCCGGCUGCCCGCGAAGAGCAUCACAUUGUCUCCAGACCUGCGUUCGACUGCCCGCCCAUCGUUGGAACACUUGGGAGGAUGGUCGAAUACAGGAUAUCUUGAGCUACACAUGACGUCAGGCGAACCAGAGAAACCUCCUCGCCUCGCAGGUGCGGCGCCGUCUCCAACAUCGAAAUCAGACGUGUCGCACCCUAUGGCUGCACUGAAGACGAUUGGCGAAGUCGGAGCCCCGCAGGCCGCCCGCGAAGAGGUUGCCAAAGCCGUCGACACGACACCAGCUGCAGCUGCUCCAACAACACCCACAGCACCUUGCCCCUGUGGACCGGGCAUUAUUCACAGUUGGACUACGACAAUAACGACCAUCAACGGCAAGGAUCACCUGAAAGGCCUCAAGCGCACUGGUGGUGGUGUGGGUAGCUCUCGCCAUGACUCAUCUCAGAAAGGCAUCGAGAGCUUCUUCAAGCGUCGUAAGGUGGACUGA